Molecule: messenger RNA, 4614 nt
Organism: Sciurus carolinensis (gray squirrel)
Lineage: Eukaryota; Metazoa; Chordata; Mammalia; Rodentia; Sciuridae
Gene: Synpo2l
Product: synaptopodin 2 like
Exons: 4
Coding region: 143-3088 (981 amino acids)
Biological process (GO): positive regulation of actin filament bundle assembly
Cellular component (GO): actin cytoskeleton; Z disc; nucleus
Molecular function (GO): actin binding
Source: RefSeq, a predicted model, not a curated record
CCUGUGGUGCGUGGUGUGGGGGGGAGGCCUGGGGCAGCAGGAGCAGGACAGCCGAAGAGGCAGGCCGGACGGGGUAUCAGCACCUCAACUUCUCUCCCUGGGACACUCUCCAAACGCCGGGGGCCAUAGGCCAAGCUGAGCGAUGGGUGCUGAGGAGAAGGUGCUGGUCACACUAUCAGGGGGAGCUCCCUGGGGCUUCCGACUUCAGGGGGGGGCCGAACAGAGGAAACCCUUACAGGUGUCCAAGAUCCGAAGACGGAGCCAGGCUGGCAGAGCAGGACUCCGAGAGAGGGACCAGCUCUUGGCAAUCAAUGGAGUUUCUUGUACCAGCCUCUCUCAUGCCAGUGCCAUGAGCCUCAUUGAUGCCUCAGGGAAUCAGCUUAUCCUCACUGUGCAGCGGGUAGCAGAUGAAGGACCUGUGAGAUCUCCAUCCCCUGGGGAGCUUCAGGUGCUGUCACCCUUAUCUCCAUUGAGUCCUGAGCCUCCUGGUGCUCCAGUUCCUCAGCCUCUUCCGCCUGGGAGCCUUCGCUCACCCCCUGACAGUGAGGCUUACUACGGAGAGACAGACAGUGAUGCUGAUGGUUCUGCCACCCAGGAGAAGCCCCGCCGGCCCCGCCGCAGAGGCCCCAUGAGGCCCACCCCUCCAGGAGCCCCACCUGAUGAGGUCUACCUGUCUGACAGCCCUGCAGAGCCAGCACCUGCCAGCACUGGCCCUCCCAGCCAGGGUGACAGCCGUGUGAGCUCCCCAUCUUGGGAAGAAGGGACAGCCCUUCAGCCACCCCCAGCUGAGGCACUGCUGUUACCCCAUGGUCCACUCCGGCCUGGCCCUCAUCUCAUCCCUAUGGUGGGACCUGUUACCCACCCAGUGGCAGAAGAUCUUACUACCACCUACACCCAGAAGGCCAAGCAAGCCAAACUGCAACGUGCAGAGAGCUUACAAGAGAAGAGUGUGAAGGAGGCCAAGACGAAAUGCAGGACGAUUGCAUCCCUGCUAACUGCAGCUCCCAAUCCUCACUCCAAGGGGGUGCUUAUGUUUAAGAAACGGCGGCAGAGAGCAAAGAAGUACACCCUAGUGAGCUUUGGGGCUGCAGCUGGGACAGGAGCUGAGGAGGAGGACGGCAUCCCCCCAACGAGCGAGUCUGAGCUGGAUGAAGAGGUCUUCUCUGAUGCCCGCAGCCUCACCAAUCAGUCUGACUGGGACAGCCCCUAUCUGGACAUGGAGCUGGCCAGGGUGGGCUCAGGAGCAUCAGAUGGCCAGGGCCCGGGGCUCCGAGGGCAGCUGAGCGAGACCUCUGGCAGAGGGGUCCAGCUCUUUGAACAGCAGCGCCAGCGUGCAGCCUCCAGCACCCAGGAGCUGGAUCGUGUGGGUCCGGCAACCACGUUCACUGUACAGGGUCUGCAGUCACCACCUCGGGCCCAGAGUGCUCCCCCAGAAGCAGCUGUGCUCCCUCCCAGCCCUUUGUUGGCCCCUGUUGUCAGCCCCAGGCCUUUUCUCCCAGAUGGUGGAGUCCCCACCCCAGCUCUAAGCAUCUUUAACAGGUCAGCUAGGCCCUUUACCCCGGGUUUACAAGGGCAGAGGCCAGGUACCACCUCGGUUAUCUUCCGGCCUUCAGGCCCCAAGAGGGCGAAUGAAAGUCUGGGAGGUCUCAGCUCCGCCCCAGCUCCCUUCGCAUCAUCUCCGCAGGGGCCCACUUCUCCGCCCAGCUUCACCACAGGGGUUUCCAGCCACGUGCCCGCCUCAGGUUCCUCCAGCACCCCACGCUCCUCGGGCCCUGUGACGGCCACCAGCUCGCUGUACAUCCCAGCCCCCAGUAGGCCUGUCACACCCGGCGGAGCCCCAGAGUCCGCCGCUCCUCCUAGCGCAGCUGCCAUGACCUCCACUGCUUCUAUCUUCCUAUCGGCGCCUCUGCGACCCUCUGCGCGCCAGGAGGCGCCGGCUCCAGGCUCGGCAGCCCCUGAGCCCCCCAGCGCUCGAGAGCAGCGAAUCUCUGUGCCAGCUGCCCGCACCGGCAUCCUGCAGGAGGCCCGGCGCCGUGGGACUCGGAAGCAGAUGUUCCGGCCGGGAAACCAGGAGACGAAGAACUCUCCCAACCCCGAGCUGCUAUCGCUGGUGCAAAACCUGGAUGAAAAACCCCGGACCGGCGGUGCUGAAUCUGGUCCGGAGGAGGACGCUUUGAGCCUCGGAGCUGAAGCCUGCAACUUCAUGCAGCCACCAGGGGGCAGGAGUUACAAGACCCUGCCUCACGUGACACCUAAAAUUCCUCCUCCAGUAGCUCCCAAGACCCCACCCCCCAUGACUCCUAAGACUCCACCCCCCGUUGCACCUAAGCCGGCUUCUCGAGGGCUCCUUGAUGGGCUAGUGAAUGGGGCGACCCCUUCGGCUGCAAUCCCUGAGCCACCAAGGCUGCAGGGCAGGGGUGGGGAGCUAUUUGCCAAGCGGCAGAGUCGGGCCGACAGGUAUGUGGUGGAAGCUACACCUGGUCCUGGCCUUGGCCCUGGUCCUCGGCCCAGAAGUCCAUCUCCUACCCCCUCACUGCCCCCUUCAUGGAAAUACUCACCUAACAUCCGUGCCCCACCUCCUAUUGCUUACAACCCAUUGCUCUCACCCUUUUUCCCCCAAGCUGCCCGAAAUCUCCCUAAUAAGGCCCAAUCUCAGGGACCUCGAGCAACUCCCAAACAGGGCAUUAAGGCUCUGGAUUUCAUGCGGCAUCAACCCUACCAACUUAAAACUGCCAUGUUCUGUUUUGAUGAGGUUCCUCCAACUCCUGGCCCCACCUCCUUAGGGACCCCCAAAACUGCCCGAGUUCAGGAGAUCCGUAGAUUUUCCACUCCAGCACCCCAGCCCACUGCAGAGCCUCUGGCCCCCACUGUGCUUGCUCCUCGAGCAGCCACUACACUGGAUGAGCCCAUCUGGAGGGCAGAACUGGCCUCAACCUCUGUUCCUAGCCCAGUCCUUCCUCCAGAAUCUCCUAGGAGCCUUGGGGCCACCCCCAGCUCCUGUAGUUUCCAGGUGGCCAGGCCCAGAUUCUCAGCCAUCAGAACAGGAUUACAGGCUCAUGUGUGGAGGCCUGGAGCAGGGCAUCAAUGAGCAGGGAAUUGGUCCUAGGACCAAGGAGAAGUGGAACAUCCAGUUACUUCUCCUGCCCUAUCAUACCCACUCUCUCAGGCAUCAGGAGGCUAAAUUCCCUCAGACCAGAAAUAGUUUUGGAGUUAGUGUCCUGUCCCCCAGCUUCAUCCUCACUUCCUCACCUCCCUACUGCUUUCCAGCCUAUUAUUUGCUUUGGUAUCUUUGCCUCUCUUUGUCUCUGUAUACCCUUGCCGGGAACUCUCUUUAUCUCCUGGUCUCUCUAUCCAUGUGCCUCCACAGGUCUUUAUUUCUUUACAUUGGUGCUUUCUCUGUGGGUCUCAUUUUAAUGUUUGGUGAGAAGCACACAGAAUAUAAGUAACCACUGGGACCUCGGGAAGGAGAUUCCCACCAGCAGGCAGCCAAGGGACUGUACUGACCCCUCUUUGCUCUACCCAUCCCCGUUCUUCAUUUUGCUUUCCCAAGGUUAGUUGGCAUAUUCCUAGGUGUGUAUGUGUGUGUGCCAGUGUGUGCACGUGUGUGUGACCACGAUCUGACCUGGCAAGUGAUAAGAUGUGCCACAGAUGUACUCUUCUGUCUGAGACAAAAGUAAGAGGGGACAUCUAAAUAAAGACCUUAAGUGGGUCUUUUCCUUGUGCUGACAGAAGGGUCAGAUAUCCCUACUUGGAAUCUAGCAGGGAGAAAGAGCUAUACCUGAGAAUAAUUCUUAGCAUCUGUAGCAGGUGCUGCAUCUUGUGAAACUAAUGGAGUAUGACAAGACUGAAGGACUGGGACAAUUUGCAUAGACUAAGCUAGACCAGGAAUAGAACUAAGAAUUCUUCUGUUCCACUGCAUUUCACGAAAUUAGCAACUAGAGGUCCAUGAGGAACAACUCAGUAUUCAGGAAGUAAAAAGGGAAAGAGAGAGAGAGAGGGAGAAUUUCUUCUGAGAAUGAACAAAUUAUUGGCUUCAUUGUUUCAUAAGCCUAAAACUGAAAGAAAGUCUGGGGAGAGUGAGAUAGAAACCAGUAGCAGAGCAGAAAUGAGUGAAAGUGAUUGAGCCACGGAGAGAAGCAUGGAGAAGGCAGUGAUGGCAGAGAAACCCCACAAGAAGCCAACUGAAAGCAAGAGGGGGACUGGGAAAAUUUUUGAGGAAGAAGUAUUUGUUAAUGUGAAGGGGGAUGAUGGUGGGAGGGAAGUAUGAGGGUGUGUGCUGAGUGUUGAAAGAAGUGUUUGUGACCAUGCUAUCUCCCAUGAGUCUGUCCUUCAGUUUGUCUUCUGCAGCUUGUCAUGACUAUCUGGGAAAGGACAGUGAAAUACCCAGAACCAAAACCUCUUUUCAGUCCUACUCCAUUACUUAAAAGCCUAGCUUUUAUUCCUUUUCAGCUUCAGGUCCUAAUUUCUGAUCCUAGAAGAGUAUGGAUUCACCUCUUACCAAGACUACCACCAGCCACAUUUGCUGUUUGAUCUGGAAAAUGAUCAUUUCCUUUGCAUAUUGGGUGUGAGUCACAGUUCUUUGGUUUGUGCACAAGAAUAAACUUAUGCCCCAUA